CGUACAACAAGGGAGCAUAACUGGGUUUGCACUGAUUUCAGUUACUGUGUUAUGGGACGGAAAGUCGGCCUCAGGUGGAGGACUAUAGAUGCUGGAAUCUGAGUGAAGGGGUUCUUCACAGGAAAGAGCUGCAUCAUGCUUGCCCUGAGAUUUAGUCAAUCACUCACUCAUUGUUAAGUUGAUGCAGUUUGACAAUGAUUGGAUUCCUUAAGAAGUCACAUACAGUCCUUAAGGACACAAGGAAAAUAGAGAAAACCUAUGAAACGGACCUACUGGGAGACUCUCUUGAGACGGUCCUUUCCAAGAAAAGUGGUCAAAGGGCGUUUCGGGACUUUUUGAAAACGGAGUUCUGUGAGGAAAACCUUGAUUUCUGGCUCGCCUGUAAAGAAUAUCAGACGUGUGACAGUCAAGAGAGACGGACACAGAUGGCAGCGAGGAUUUAUGACGAGUUUAUCAGGAAUAACUCCCCCAAACAGGUUAAUCUGGAUUUCCACACUAAAGAGACAAUCAGACAGAGUCUGGAAAAGCCAAGCUUGUCCUGCUUCAGAGUGGCAGAGAAGAAAAUCUACAUCCUGAUGGAGAACUGCUCCUUUCCACGCUUUAUUGAAACCGAGCCUUACAAGAUCUUUAUGAACUCCAUUUCUAAACAGACAGGCAUCAAGAGAAACAGAGUGGCUGUGAGAAUUAAGAGUCCUGUGGAGGAUUUCAAAGUGAACCCACUGCUGCUGGUGAGCAAGGACUGACUUCAUGGAUGAGAUCAAUGGUAUGAUAAGCUGCUCAGAUAGACUGACGAAGUGAUGAGGGUCAAAAUGCCACGCAGUCACUUCCUCAUCCUGCAGAAUAUCACAGGAGCUUCCUGAAAGACAAGACAAAGAAGUGGGCAGGAGUUAUCAGCUCAAAUGAAGCUUUUCUUUUUACUCUGCAGCUGCUGGCUCAGCCUGUACAAUAGUUUUAUGAUAAAUAUAUAUAUAUUUUUUUUAUUUUCUGAGU
Messenger RNA from Cyprinodon tularosa, 990 nucleotides. Its product is annotated as regulator of G-protein signaling 21-like. The coding region runs from base 195 to 743 and encodes 182 amino acids. Lineage: Eukaryota; Metazoa; Chordata; Actinopteri; Cyprinodontiformes; Cyprinodontidae. The record is from RefSeq and is a predicted model, not a curated record. The transcript has 4 exons.